GUAUCCUUCAGGAAUUUUGGAUCUUUUUAUUUAAAAUCGUUGAAAAAUGAGAGUAGAAUAUUAUUUCAAUAAAUAGCAGUGUAGUAGUUAAGAGCAUAAACUAAUCUAAUGAUAAGAAUUCCGUAGCGGGAGGGCCUCAAGAUGAUCGGAGGUCUGUUCGUGUACAAUCAUAAGGGGGAGGUGUUGAUAUCGAGGGUGUAUAGGGACGACAUCGGGCGGAAUGCCGUGGAUGCGUUCCGAGUGAACGUGAUCCACGCUCGCCAGCAGGUCCGCUCGCCGGUCACCAACAUCGCCCGCACCUCCUUCUUCCACAUAAAGCGUGCUAACAUCUGGCUGGCCGCAGUCACCAAGCAGAAUGUGAACGCUGCCAUGGUGUUUGAGUUUCUGCUCAAGAUAAUAGAUGUGAUGCAGUCAUACUUCGGCAAGAUCUCCGAAGAGAACAUCAAGAACAACUUUGUUCUUAUCUAUGAACUGUUAGAUGAGAUCCUGGACUUUGGCUACCCCCAGAACUCUGACACUGGUGUCCUGAAGACAUUUAUCACUCAACAGGGCAUUAAGUCUGCAUCCAAGGAGGAACAGGCUCAAAUUACAUCACAGGUGACAGGCCAGAUCGGAUGGCGUCGCGAGGGUAUAAAGUACAGACGCAACGAGCUGUUCCUCGACGUACUGGAGUAUGUCAACCUGCUCAUGUCGCCGCAAGGCCAGGUACUGUCCGCCCACGUUGCUGGCAAGGUGGUGAUGAAGUCUUACCUGUCAGGCAUGCCGGAGUGCAAGUUCGGCAUCAACGACAAGAUUGUAAUGGAGGCUAAGGGCAAAGGAAAUGGCGGUAUAUCCGGCAACACGGACGCCGAUCCGGCGCGCUCCGGCAAGCCGGUGGUGGUGAUCGACGACUGCCAGUUCCACCAGUGCGUGAAGCUCAGCAAGUUCGAGACGGAGCACUCCAUAUCGUUCAUACCGCCGGACGGCGAGUUUGAACUCAUGAGAUACCGCACUACCAAGGACAUAUCCUUGCCGUUCCGUGUGAUCCCCCUGGUCCGGGAGGUGGGUCGCACCAAGAUGGAGGUGAAGGUGGUGCUGAAGUCCAACUUUAAGCCCUCGCUGCUCGGCCAGAAGAUCGAGGUGAAGAUCCCCACUCCGCUGAACACCAGCGGCGUGCAGCUCAUAUGCCUGAAGGGCAAGGCUAAAUACAAGGCAUCCGAGAACGCUAUUGUUUGGAAGAUCAAGCGCAUGGCGGGCAUGAAGGAGACCCAACUGUCGGCGGAGAUCGAGCUGCUGGAGACGGACACCAAGAAAAAGUGGACUCGCCCGCCCAUCUCCAUGGGCUUCGAGGUGCCCUUCGCGCCCUCCGGAUUCAAGGUCCGCUAUCUAAAAGUGUUCGAGCCCAAGCUGAACUACUCCGACCACGACGUGAUCAAAUGGGUGCGCUACAUCGGCCGCUCCGGACUGUACGAGACACGAUGCUAACGCCCCCGCCUCGCACUGGCUAUGAUACUUCACGAUGGAUUGGAUGUUGAAAGAAUACAAGUUGAAAUAAUAUAUUAUAGUAUUUUUUGUAUAUAAUUUCCACGAAAAUAUAACUAUAGAUAUUGUAUAUCAAUGAGUUUUUAUGUUUCUGAGGUAUUCAAGGUAUUUAGAUGGGUUCAUUGUAACAAAAUAUUAAUUAAUAUUUAUAGCUUAUGAAAUAUUAAACAGUAUAAUACUUAGAUUAUAACUAUGGUUCUAAGAAUCUCACAAUAAAUUGGUAAAAUCACGAAUGAAACUGUGUGCUGGGAAAUCUAAAAUGCACCUUUGUUAAUGUUACAGUCGUAGGUAGCCGCUGUUUAUCAUUUUGAACCACUUUGCUAUGGUAAUAAGGUCGUAUAGCUUUUGUUGGCGGCUGUACAAAGAUUUGGUCAACUUUUUUAGUUUAUUUAAAUAUUUUUUAUUACCAGACAAUAAUAAUAUUGUUGUUAAAAACUUUUUUAGUAAAAAUGAGAUUUCAUCUGUAUUAUGUGUUUAUUUUGGAAAAUAUCUCGAGCUAGCUGGGGCUAGUUUAUUAUGUAUUAAAGAUGUCGGCAUUAAUAUAUUGCUAUCAUUCCUUAUAGCUAAUAAUGUGAACUCAAUAGAUUUUAAUAUAAACCAUGAAGUUUUAUUGUUAUACCUACUUUAACCACCUCGGUAAUAAAAAUAUUGCUACUCAUGUUUGUAUCUUUGUCUGAGGUGUUGAAUGCCGUUUACCAGAUGAAGACAGCAAGC
Messenger RNA from Aricia agestis (brown argus), 2235 nucleotides. RefSeq names its product AP-2 complex subunit mu (gene AP-2mu). The transcript is spliced from 11 exons. Gene Ontology annotation, cellular component: cytoplasmic vesicle; AP-2 adaptor complex. Gene Ontology annotation, biological process: intracellular protein transport; clathrin-dependent endocytosis. The record is from RefSeq and is a predicted model, not a curated record. Bases 142 to 1464 code for a protein of 440 amino acids. NCBI's taxonomy places the organism in Eukaryota, Metazoa, Arthropoda, Insecta, Lepidoptera, Lycaenidae. Gene Ontology annotation, molecular function: clathrin-cargo adaptor activity.